AAGUGGAGUGAACUAAAGGACCAAAAGAAAAGGAGAAAAAAAAAAAAAAAACGUAAUCGGUAAGCAAAAUCAGAUCUUGCUCGACGACCCUAUGGGAUUACUGUCCAACCAAAUCUCCAGAGAUGAUCUGAAAGCAGGAGAUCACAUCUACUCUUGGCGUAACGCUUAUAUCUACUCUCAUCACGGAAUCUAUGUAGGCGAUGAGAAGGUGAUACAUUUCACUCGUGGAGGUGGUCUCGAAACCGGAACAGGGACUUUCCUGGACAAUUUCAUCACUAGCUCAGUUCCGAAUCAUGGAGGAGGCAACAACCCUUGUCCUAAGUGUGGAGAUCAAUCCAAACUCGACGGUGUAAUCUCUUCUUGCCUUGAUUGCUUUCUCGCCGGAGGAAACCUUUAUCUCUUCGAGUACGGUGUCUCUCCAGCUUUCUUUAUCGCAAAGCAACGGGGAGGUACUUGCACGACUGCAACUUCAGAUCCUUGUGAUGACGUCGUUUCCCGUGCUGAGUUCCUCUUAUUGCGAAACCGGUUUGGUGCUUACAACCUGUUUGAGAACAAUUGUGAAGAUUUUGCUACCUAUUGCAAAACUGGUUUGGUUGUCAUGUUAAAGAUCAAGCUUGGAAGUAGUGGUCAAGCCAAUUCCGCGUCUGUAGCAGGCGAUGCUGUUUCUUGGGCGAUUGGUCUUUUUGGGAUGGUGAAGUCUGGUAGAACAGCUUCGGUGGUUUCUUCAACACUUGGAUAUGUAGUUACAGGUUUUGGUGGUGUGGUGUUGGUAGGGACUGUAGGGUAUGGUAAGUACUGUUUUGAUCGCCUGCGUUCCGACAUUGGUAUGAGAUCCGAUGCUACUAAGGUUCCUGUGGAAAGACUCGUUUCCAUCAUUGAAGUCAUGGAAGGCAGAUCUACUGAUGUCAUGGAAGGCAGAUCUAUGGAAGUCAUGGAAGGCAGCUUGGAGGACAACAAGAAGUCUAGUUAGUUAUUUGAUGACUAACAGUUGAGUGAGAGGGAGGAUCGUGCUUUCUCUGCUUUGUUUGUAUUGUGAAAACUGUAUUUUAACUAUUAGUCAAGUGGAAAAAUACAGUUUAAUAACAUGAUUUUUCCAAGAACUGUACUCUUGUAGACUCAGAUAAAAUUGAAUUCCAACCAAAAUUAUCUCGGUACUCUGCAA
Molecule: messenger RNA, 1162 nt
Organism: Camelina sativa (false flax)
Lineage: Eukaryota; Viridiplantae; Streptophyta; Magnoliopsida; Brassicales; Brassicaceae
Product: protein LEAD-SENSITIVE 1-like
Source: RefSeq, a predicted model, not a curated record